UCAGGAAGAUUAAAAAACAAUGAUGGGAUCUUCUGGUUUUUUGCCAUCUGGGUCUUUGUUGGAAUCAUUGAUUCAUUUGUCCAAUGAAGUGUCUUCAAUCGAAAAGCUUCCGUUUGUACAAGGAAGGAACAUUUCGACAAUGAUAAGGAGGAUCAAAGUUCUUACAUCUUUGUUCGAAGAAAUUAAGGAAACCAGCAGUACUACUACUACACAACUCCCUCCAUCAUCGGUGUUGUGUCUCACCGAGCUUUUCUCGGUGAUCCGUCGAGUUAAAGUGUUGAUGGAAGGUUGCAAAGAUAGUAGUUCCCUUUGGGGACUGAUUCAGACAGAGACCACAUCGAAUCAGUUCUUUGUGUUGGUGAAGGAGAUUGGUCGGGCAUUGGAUAUUUUGCCUUUGAGUUUGCUUAAUGUAACUGCGGAUAUCAGAGAACAAGUCGAGCUUCUUCAUAAGCAAGCGAAACAGGUCGAAUUGUUCGUCGAUCCAAGGGAGGUCCAACGAAGGGAUGAGCUUCUCAGAUUAAUGGCUUCCAACAAUGAUAAGAACAACCGAUGUUCGAUCGACUUCAAAGUGGUGAAACACGUAUUUAGCAGCAUUGGUAUGAGAGGUUCGUUGGAUUACGAGGAGGAAAUAUCGAAGCUUGAGGCUGAAGCACAGAAGCAGGCCGGUACCGGUGGAUUGAUCGUUGUUUCCAACAUAAACAAUCUCCUAUCACUCGUUUCUUAUUCAAAAUCCAUGAUUUUUUGUGAAGAAAUCGAGAAACAUGACAACAAACAGCCUAGCGUUUCCGUAAGUAGAAAUAUCGAUCGGUCUUCGUCUUCUCAAUCCAUGUUGUUUAAUAUCCCCGACGAGUUUCGCUGUCCGAUCUCACUCGAUUUGAUGAAAGAUCCUGUGAUUGUAUCGUCGGGGCAUACAUAUGAUCGGAACUCAAUAGCGCAAUGGAUCAACACCGGACACCAUACAUGUCCGAAAAGCGGGCAGAGGUUGAUUCAUAUGGCCCUCAUACCCAACUAUGCACUCAAGAGCUUAGUGCAUCAAUGGUGUCAAGAGAACAAUAUUCCACUAACAGAAUGCUCCUCGAAUGUGUCGGAGUCGGAGAUUAAUAGCAAGCAAAAAGCAUCUGAGAAAGCCAUUGAUCACAUUUCUGCUACGAAAGUGGCCAUCUAUUCUGUCAAAAUGACCGCCGAGUUCUUGGUCGGGAAGUUAGCUAUGGGUUCCCUUGAUAUCCAAAGGCAGGCAGCUUAUGAGCUGAGGUUGCUUGCGAAAACCGGAAUGAAUAAUCGCAGGAUAAUCGCAGAAGCAGGAGCUAUACCGUUUCUCAUGACAAUGCUAACUUCCAAUGAUCCGAGAAUCCAGGAAAAUGCUGUCACUGCCUUGCUUAAUCUUUCCAUUUUCGAUAACAAUAAAAUCUUAAUAAUGGCAGCCGGUGCUAUUGGCAACAUAGUCGAAGUGUUGGAAUUGGGGAAAACCAUGGAGGCAAGAGAGAAUGCAGCAGCUGCAAUUUUUAGCCUGUCAAUCAUAGAUGACUUCAAGGUAGCCAUCGGAGCUCAUGCUCGAGCGAUUCCAGCCCUCAUCUGCCUCCUCAAAGAAGGGACGACGACCGGAAAAAGGGACGCCGCAACAGCAUUGUCCAACCUCGCACUUUAUGGUGCUAACAAAGCAAACAUUGCGGUUGCCGGGGCAGUUCCUUUGCUGAUUGAAUUGUUGAUGGAUGACAAAGCAGGCAUAACAGAUGAUGCCUUGGGAGUGUUGGCUCUACUCUUGAGUUGUCCUCAAGGGCUUGAAGAUAUUAAAAACAGUAGAGCUUUGGUGCCUCUUCUUAUCGAUCUCCUGAGAUUCGGAUCAGCCAAAGGGAAGGAGAACUCAAUAACACUUUUGCUCGGGUUGUGCAAAGACGGUGGAGAUGAAGUCGCGAGACGGCUUUUGAUAAAUCCACGAAGCAUUCCUUCACUACAAAGCUUGGCUGCUGAUGGAUCUCCGAAAGCUCGAAGAAAGGCCGAUGCACUGCUUAGAUUACUCAACAGAUGCUGCUCGCAAUCUCACAAUCCUGUCUGA
Messenger RNA from Hibiscus syriacus, 2053 nucleotides. Its product is annotated as U-box domain-containing protein 1-like. The record is from RefSeq and is a predicted model, not a curated record. The transcript has a single exon. Gene Ontology annotation, molecular function: ubiquitin-protein transferase activity; protein binding. Bases 20 to 2053 code for a protein of 677 amino acids. Gene Ontology annotation, biological process: protein ubiquitination. Lineage: Eukaryota; Viridiplantae; Streptophyta; Magnoliopsida; Malvales; Malvaceae. Gene Ontology annotation, cellular component: cytoplasm; nucleus.